AAUAUUUUUCAAUUUAUUAAUGCAUUUUCAAGUAUCCUCCAUAUUCGAAGACAUCUAUAAACACCACACCACAAGUCCACAAGAAGAAGACCUUGUACAGUCAGGUUCCUCAUCCAAUGUACAGCUAUUCGAGAGCGGAGACAUCACCGGCUUCGCGGUACAGUCUGGUUCCGAUACAAAGGACACCAACUACCCGGUACACUCUGGUUCCUAUCCGAAGGACACCGUUGUACAGUCUGGUUCGUCCCAGAAACAGGCCUAUGACCAAUAUUUGCCGCCUUGGGGUGCUUCUGGAGGGGGAGCCAAUAUUCCUGUGCCGGCAAUACAUACGCAUCUCCAUCAUGGAGGGGCGGCACUGAAUAAUCUGCCGCCCCUGGCUGGCGGGGAUUACGGGGGGCUGCAUCAUGGGGUGGAUUAUGGGGGUGGACAUGGUACAACCCCUACAGUGGUAAUGAUGAUGAAUGGAGGUGGAGAGGGAGGGGAAGAGACAAGAUUCACACGUGUCAAACGAGGAGCUAUAAAUCCUGAAUACCUCAAUCAG
This is a messenger RNA of Nilaparvata lugens (brown planthopper), 541 nucleotides long. RefSeq lists its product as uncharacterized. NCBI's taxonomy places the organism in Eukaryota, Metazoa, Arthropoda, Insecta, Hemiptera, Delphacidae. The record is from RefSeq and is a predicted model, not a curated record. The annotation marks the transcript as partial. The transcript has 3 exons.